AAACCAUUUUUUUCCUCUCCAUAUUACCGAUAAACGAAACCAAUGUAGACUAUAGAUAGUUGUUGCUCUGUCUGAAUGUAUGUGGAGUAAAAUGGCAGAAGCUAAAAUUUCAGUGGCUAAGGAUCAGUUAAGAUGUUCAGUCUGUCUGGAUCUACUGAAGGAACCAGUGACCAUCCCCUGUGGACACAGUUACUGUAUGAACUGCAUUACAGACUUCUGGAAUAAAGAUCAUCAGAGGAGAGGUUACAGCUGCCCUCAGUGUAGACAGACCUUCAGUCCAAGACCUGCUUUAAACAAGAAUGUGAUGCUGGCUGAAAUGGUGGACAACCUGAAGAAGACAAGAACUGCUCUCAGUUAUGCUGGACCUGGAGAUGUGGAGUGUGAUGUCUGUACUGGAAGGAAACGCAAAGCUGUAAAGUCCUGUCUGGUGUGUCUUGACUCUUACUGUCAAACUCACUUUGAGUGUCAUGAGGAAUCUCGUUCAAGUAAGCGACAUAAACUAACUGAUGCUGGACGAUUCCAGAAGAUGAUCUGCCCUAAACAUGACCGACUGCUGGAGGUUUUUUGUCGAACUGACAAGCGUUGUGUUUGUUUCAUGUGUGUGAUGGAUGAACACAAAAAUCACGAUACUGUUUCUGCUGAAGCAGAGAGGACAGAGAAACAGAAUCAGGUUGGAGAGAUAAAAGGAAAAUGCCAGCAGAGAAUCCAAGAGAAACAGAAGCAGCUUCAAGAGCUCAAAGAGACUAUUAAGACUCACAAGAGCUCUGCAAAGGUGGCAUUGGAGCACAGUGAGAGGAUCUUUACUGAACUGAUCCGCUCCAUUGAGAGAAGUCGCUCUGAGGUUACACAGAUAAUCAAAAAUCAGGAAAAGGCUGAAGUGAGUCGAGCUGAAGGACUCUUGGAGCCACUGCAGCAGGAGAUUGAUGAUCUGAAGAGGAGAGAUGCUGAGCUGGAGCAGCUUUUACUCACAGACGAUCACAUCAAUUUCCUACAGAGUUUCCAGUCUCUCUCUGAACCUCUGGAAUCUACAGGUGUUCCCAGAGUUGCUGUCAGUCCUGUCCUCCUUUAUGAUGAUGUGAGAAGAUCUGUCUCUCAAUUGAAAGGAAUACUGGAGCUGUUUUUUAAAGAGAAAAUAGAACGGAUAUUUGGUCGAGUUACAUACAUCAACAUUUUUUCAAAUAAUGAACCCAGGACUAGGGAGGAAUUCCUACAGUAUUCCCAUCAGCUCACUCUGGAUCCAAACACUUUGCAUAAACAGCUUUGUCUGUCUGAGGAAAAAAGAGUGGCUACAUAUACUCAAACAGAGCAGCCGUAUCCAGAUCAUCCAGACAGAUUUGACCACUGGCCUCAGGUGUUGUGCAGAGAAAGAGUGUAUGGACGCUGUUACUGGGAGGUGGAGUGGAGUGGUGGAGUGGGAAUAUCAGUGUCAUAUAAGACCAUCUGCAGGAAGGGAGAAACUAAAGAUUGUUUAUUUGGAUAUAAUAAUCAGUCCUGGAAAUUGCAGUACUCUCAAUCCUGUCACUUAUUUUUGCACAAUAACAUAAAGACUAAACUCCCUGUAUUCCCCAGCUCCUGUAGAGUAGGAGUGUAUGUGGAUCACAGAGCAGGAAUUCUGUCCUUCUACAGUGUCUCUGACACAAUGACGCUCAUCCACAGAGUCCAGACCAUAUUCACUCAACCGCUCUAUCCUGGGUUUGGAGUUUAUGGAUCAACAGUGAAACUGUGUCAUCUAAGAGAGUAGACAGAUAUUUUACAAAUGUUUUUUUUUUUUGUCCAUGAUGCAAAGUUUGAGCCACAGGACGAAUCAUACACAGUCAGAAUCUCUCUUUUUUUGUUGUUGCUUUUUAAAAAGUAAUUUUAAGUAAUUUUUUGUUGUGUCAACUCUUUUUGUGUGUGCAAUAAACAUAUA
This is a messenger RNA of Carassius gibelio (silver crucian carp), 1909 nucleotides long. RefSeq names its product tripartite motif-containing protein 16-like protein. NCBI's taxonomy places the organism in Eukaryota, Metazoa, Chordata, Actinopteri, Cypriniformes, Cyprinidae. The transcript is spliced from 6 exons. The record is from RefSeq and is a predicted model, not a curated record. The coding region runs from base 80 to 1741 and encodes 553 amino acids. Gene Ontology annotation, molecular function: protein binding; zinc ion binding.